This is a messenger RNA of Lathyrus oleraceus (garden pea), 498 nucleotides long. RefSeq lists its product as uncharacterized. Lineage: Eukaryota; Viridiplantae; Streptophyta; Magnoliopsida; Fabales; Fabaceae. The transcript has a single exon. The record is from RefSeq and is a predicted model, not a curated record. The coding region runs from base 1 to 498 and encodes 165 amino acids.
AUGGUGUGUCUGUAUGUUGAUGACAUAUUUCUAACAGGAAGUUGUGAACAUGAGAUAGAUAAGUUCAAGAAGGAGCUGAUGAAUGAAUUUGAGAUGACUAAUCUAGGAAAUAUGGCUUAUUUUCUAGGGAAGAAUAUUAUGUACUUUGAGAAAUGCAUAAUUUUACAUCAACUGAAAUAUGAACUUGAGAUUCUGAAGAGAUUUGAGCUUCUGAAUUGUAAAGUUAUUGUCACACCUGAUGAUACAAAACAGAAAUUAGAUUCUGAUUCUGAUGGUGAUGAUGUAGAUGCGACAAUGUUCAAGCAGUUGGUAGGUUCUCUGAGAUGUUUGUGUAAUACCAUACCUGAUAUUUGCGAUGCAGUUGGAAUGGUAAGUAGGUUUAUGAGUAAACUGAAGUCUCAUUACCAAGUUGCGGUUAGAAUUCUGAGGUAUAUAAAGGGAACUCUGAAGUAUGGAGUUUUUUCCCUUUUGGUGUUGAAACUGAUUCAGAACUUCUGA